UACGACUGAUCGCAUGCUUCACAGAGGUUUGCGUCAGAUCGCUGCUUAAUCAUGUUUUCCUCCUCACCAGGCCUCGCUGAAAUUCAGAGGCGGAUAGACGAAGUCAAAGUGUUCCUAUCGAUCACUCUGAAAAUCGCCAAUGCGCACACGGUGGAGUUUUUCACUCACGACGUGUGGAAACGCUUCGUGGCGUUGUCGCCGGAGGAGGUCCUGUCAGCAGUGAGCUCCGGCGGUGACCAGCAGGGGGAGCCAGAGCCUGAAGGAAAAGAUGGAUCAGAGACAAUAUUUGGAUUCUGCCGCGUUACGAAUCGGCUGGUUGAUACGCACAAACUCGUGCAGGCAGCCAAAAACCACUCACUUCCAGGCCUUGGAGUGUGUUGGAGCAGGGAAGAGCUACUGCAGGUCCUCAGGGAGAAGACGUCCGAGUCUGGCGAUCCACCAACAGAGAUAGGUGCUGAGCUGGAGCCAGAGGAGUUUAUGAACUCCAAAAAAUCUCAUGAGGUCCAGUCCAUGUCAGAGGUGGUGGCCUGUUUAGCCGAGCACUGUGGAGUCAAACAGGUGAUAGAUGUGGGCUCAGGGAAAGGUUACUUGAGUUCUUUCCUGUCACUGCAGUACGGUCUUCAGGUCUACGGCAUCGACUCCUCCAGCACCAACACCCAUGGUGCCCAGGAGAGGAACAGGAAGCUGAAGAAGUUCUCCAGAAUGUUCCAGAAAAACAGCAAGGCAGCGAAGGCACAGGUCGAACCUUCACCUCAGGAGGAGUUUGUAGAAAUGAAGCCUGGGUCGACUAGAGACAGUGGUGCUUUAUGUGGAGCUGGGGGAGGAAUGAUGUCACAGGAAGACGAGAAGGUUUUGACUGUAUUAUCAGAUGUCCGCUCCACAGUGGAAACUCAUCCCGAGCCGACAGAUGAGCUCUUCCUUAGCGCUCUGUCAGUGGAUUUGAUACAGACUACAUCCCCCAGAGUUCCUUCUACCCAGCUGAGCACCGAGGAGAGGGAGAGGAGGAAGAGGGAGAACCUGGAGAGGAAAGCUCUGAACAGAACCGAGGGCGCCAACACCGUAUUUUCACCCCUCACGUCUUACGUUACGGCGGAAACGGAGCUGCGAGAGCUCAUUGGUGAGCUGGAGGACGCAGUCCUGGUCGGCCUGCACACGUGUGGAGACUUGGCUCCCAGCACCCUGAGGAUGUUUGUGGCUAAACCAGAGCUGGCUGCAGUCUGCAGUGUGGGCUGCUGUUAUCACCUGCUGUCUGAGGAGUUUGACCCAGCUGGACAGGAGUGUUUGCCCGGCGCGUGCGGUUUCCCGCUGAGCCGCUACCUCCGCAGUCAGUCGUGGUUCUGCGGCAGGAACGCCAGGAUGUCUGCGUGUUUGGCACUGGAGAGGGUGACACUCGGCCAGGGGAUUCAGAUGGAGUCUCUGUUCUACCGGGCAGUUCUUCACGUUAUUCUCAGGGAUCACUACAACUCCUACAAAAGUGAAAAACGAGUGGGGAAUGUCUACUCCAAGGCUAAAUCGUUUGUGGACUACGUGCGUCGAGCUUUACGCAGGCUGGAGCUGGAUGAGUCAAAGCUUUCUGACAGCGUCGUCCAGGAAUACCACGACACACACAGGCCACGAGUGGCUGAGAUGCACGCCUUCAACAUGUUGAAGGUGACACUGGCUCCCUGCAUCGAAGGUCUCAUUCUCCUGGAUCGCCUGUGUUACCUGAAAGAACAGGAGGACGCGUCCGUCUCGGCGCUGGUGCAGCUCUUUGAUCCGCUGCUGUCGCCGAGGUGCUUCGCCGUGGUCGGGUUGAAGAGUCGCGGAAACGGAGACGCCAGCUGAUGAGCGCGUGUGUGUGUGCAUGUGAUUUAUAAUGUCGUGGGAUUUUAAUUCUCGCCCUUUGAGCCGUAUCUUUCGAGAAUUUAUUGUUGUUGUUUUUUUUUGUGACGCAAAAGCAAAAGGUCCUUGACCCUCGUGCUCCCUCUCCGAGGACGACACAUGCAUGAAAACACAUGUUUUUUUAAAAACACCUGGAAAAACUGCUCCUUCACUUUGAUUGAAUUAUAAUCCGUCUCUGUGCUCGCGUCUUUUGUGUCUCAGGGACUCUUGAGGAAACACUUGGUUUUUUUUAAAGACCGUCCAGGGACACGGGAGCCAUGUGGGAUUUGCGGGAGAGUCCGUUGACAUGUCUGGAAACACACUUUUUAGCCUCCUGAACCAAAGGCAGUUGGGGGAAGAGAUGGACGAGGACAAUACGUGCCCUUCGUUUCCCUUUUGUUUUUAAAUAAAUAAAUAUUGCUCUUUUUUUACAUGCUUUUGUUAACAGUUUUGAGUGCGUAUUGCCGUUAUUGUGCUUGUGGAAACACACGAAAAAGGGGUAAAUGUGCUAGGAGAUGCAUUCAGCAGACUACCAAGUUAUAAAUGACAACAAACUACUUGAAAUUUAAUAGGUGGCCUUAAAAUAAAUGAACACACAGACAGAUAUGACGUUCAUCUCUGUGUAAAAACA
Solea solea (common sole) is the source of this 2491-nucleotide messenger RNA. RefSeq names its product methyltransferase like 25 (gene mettl25). Lineage: Eukaryota; Metazoa; Chordata; Actinopteri; Pleuronectiformes; Soleidae. The coding region runs from base 52 to 1824 and encodes 590 amino acids. The record is from RefSeq and is a predicted model, not a curated record. The transcript is spliced from 12 exons.